AUGAAUUAUACAACGAGCAACUCUUUUGCAUCAGCUGCUAAUAUAAAACAUGCUGAUCGAACUUCCAAACGACUCCGAAAUAUUACGUUAAAACCAUUUCAACCACAUCAUUCUUCUUCGGAUAAACAUAAAGAUCGAUUUAAUAUAUAUAAUUAUCAAGAAAUUGCUGCAACAUCACCCAUAUCAUUUCAAUCACCACCUACUAUGUUUACUUUUCUUCCCGAUAGCAAUCCUUCAUUUACUACAUCUCAAUCGGAUUCUUUACGGAGCACUAAUGAAACACUGGAAGAACGUGCAAUGCGUGUCCUUGAUCCACGUAUAGUAACUAGUCAAAGUGUUGCACCUACACCUACUCUUCAAGAAUCAAACUUCGUGCAUUCAACGGCAUUUUACUUAAAAGCUGCUACAUCUGUUCAAAUCAAGGAUCUCUUGUCAGCUGGUCUACGAUUAUCAUGGCCAGAUCUCGCUAAUAAUAUUAAUGACUUCAGGACAGAUGUUGGUCAUGAGCAAUUAUUUAUGACACAAUUAGCAUCUGCUAAGCAUAUUUUAUCGAAAAUCGACAGUGCAACAUCAAUUGCAAUAUCAUCGAAAUUAGCAUAUCAACUCACAAAACUAUCGCAUUGA
This is a messenger RNA of Rotaria sordida, 624 nucleotides long. The record is from the annotation of a GenBank genome assembly. Lineage: Eukaryota; Metazoa; Rotifera; Eurotatoria; Philodinida; Philodinidae.